AUGUCUGGUGAAGAUACGUUGGCGGUUGAGGAGCUUUUGGGCAAGUACUCGUAUACCACGCCGUAUGAGCCCGGAAGCCCAUGGUCUUUGGUUGUUGCUUUGCUCCCAGAGACCGUUGAGCCGGAGAAAUACGUAUCCAGGCUCUUUGAAAUGCCCGAGACUUCGACGGCUGGGACGCCAAUAGAGACCGAUCUCGGAGAGUACGUGCUCAAAGAGACCAAGUCAGUAGGGUGGGUGCCAGAGAACCACAAUGGAGAUUUGAGGGACUGCUUUACGCGUGUGAGGGUCCGACAAAGCGACCGCGUCUGGUCGAAUUUGGAUUGGCCCAUAAAAACUAAUUGGUAUGCUGGAGCUGCCUACGUGCUGAAGCUUUACCGGAAAUAUCACAGUGUGCACAUGAGCUUAGAGGCUUUUGAGGCUGCCACCGUCGAGUCAAUGGUUGAAACCAUACUAAAACACUCCUCUGUUAGUACGCUGAGCAGGGAUGUCAGCUUUCUUAUUUUACCUUAUCUUACCUUCCAUGAUCGACUUGAUUUACUGCAGAAAUGGAUCAUGGACAAACCUCUGAACUACAUUAAAUCGUUGGCCUCUAUUCAUGCUCUUACUCCGACCCUCCUGCGUUUGUGUUACCUGGCGUCCAGUCGCGAAUGGCGUGCAGUGAAAGAUAUCAUUGUUCAUUUGAAACCUACCUCAGAGACACCUUUAUCUUUGGAAACUAUUUAUGAGCCUACUGCUCAAUCAAUAAGCUUUCUUGGGGAUCUAGCUAGUGCAGCUCGCAUCCUUGGAACCCUUUGUCCUCCGUCGUUCGAGGUCUUAGCGCAGUGGUCGUUUGCUACCAACGAAGUACAAAGAGGUAUUUACAAUUUUUAUCUCAAACAAAACGACCGAUGGAGUAGCAUUGUCGAUGAUCUGCUGGUGUUACGGCGGACAAUCUUCAGUAAGCUGACUGAACAAGAGAUCGAUAACGAUAUGCUAAUUGGUGCUCUGCGGAAGGGCAAAUACACCUUCUUGCAGACGCACAAGCUUGAGAGUCCCGAGGUGAUUCAAGCAGAAGCUGCGAAUAUCGUUGCUGCAUUCAAAGAAGGAGGCUUGGAGCGUCCAGAGUUUUCAACGGUUUUAGCCGCUCUAGAUGUUGUGCCAACAGGCGCUCUGGCGUCCACAAAGAAGCAGUUCGCAGCACUAAGACUAGCACAUUCCAGUUUCGGAGUUGAUCCCGCUCUAGCUGUGCACUUGGCUCCAAUGGAUAUAAUAAGACGCGCACUGAAAGUCAAUCCAGAUGCGUACAACCGUGUAAGUGAGCUGGUCCGACUAGCCAACGAAUUUGCCAAAGAAGACUUGACCGAACAGGUCAAGGAAGCUUGUAUCAAUGCCAGUCUUGCUAGCGCGGACUUUUCAACCGCAUACAGUUUGUGUCAGGGUCUCGAGGGCCCGAACGCCUGGCUAUCGUACUUGCAAGCAGCAAAGUUCAUGUCCCCCCUUUGGGAUUCGCGUCCCGCCGAUGUGGCAGCAAAGCAAAAGUCCUUGAUUGUCAAGUGUCUCCAAAUAUGCCCGAAAUCCGAUAUCAGUACCGUCGCUCGCGUGUGGGAGAAUCUCGAGACAGAAAUCCAGCCGCAGACUGUCCAGCGUGAGCCUGCUGCCGGCCAACAGAAAACUCGCAAAAGAGACCACCUGCAAAAGUUGCUCGUCGGAGGUAUCGGAUGGGCAAUUGGCGCUCCGUCUAACUAG
Molecule: messenger RNA, 1725 nt
Organism: Wickerhamiella sorbophila
Lineage: Eukaryota; Fungi; Ascomycota; Dipodascomycetes; Dipodascales; Trichomonascaceae
Product: Protein transport protein SEC39
Exons: 1
Coding region: 1-1725 (574 amino acids)
Biological process (GO): retrograde vesicle-mediated transport, Golgi to endoplasmic reticulum
Source: RefSeq, a predicted model, not a curated record